UCAAACCCUAAUACCUUCUCUCUCCACAACUUUAUAAAAACCUGCUCCUCCAUCUAUCUCUCUCCAUCUAUCUCUUGUCCAUGGUCGGAUCGGUGAUGUUUCUGUACUGAGCUCCGAAAUUUGUUUUCUCCCUUCACUUCCUUCUUUGGUCGUCAUAUUUCAAAUAUUGAUUCUAUAUAUCUCAAUUUUUUUGUCCGACUUAUUCUGGUGAUUCUAUAUAUCUCAAUUCUGGUCGUCAUAAGUUGAUUUUUAUAAGUUUUGGCUGCUUUUCCAGUCAUUUGUAGAUCUAAAUAUCUUCGGAACAAAACUUAACCAAUCAAUUUGAUCCGGCUAAUUGUCACCAAUCUAUCUAAAUAUAUUCACGGCGAAUAAAAUUUCGUAAUUUUCGGGGAGCGCAGAAAAAAUGUCUACAAUUUUUAUUUAUUUUUUAAUUUCUCAGUCACUUGUAUAUAAUGUCCGUUUCACUACAAAGUUUUUCAAAUUCAAAACCUUGCCCGCUCAUUCUUCCCCUUCUAGUCAAUCUUCUCUACAAUGGAGUCUGGAAAGAAAGUUACUAUUUUCUUUCUGUGUUUGUGCAAUCUCUCGGCACUCACCCUCCCAAACCCCACUCCCCCAGUUCCGCCAUCCUCAAACCCCAAUUCCGCCACCGGUCCCACCGGUCCCACUUUGGAUUCCGCCACCGCCAAUGUUCCCGCUCCCACUUCCGAUUACGCCACUGCUCCCGCUUCUUGGCAGCCUCGGGCUCCCGGGCUUCCACCUCUAAGUAGGCCUCUGACUUCCACAUCUGGUCAGCCUUGGGGUUCCUCGCCUUGGGGUUCCUCCUCUCGGGCCUCUCGGCAGUCCUCUCGGCAGCCUAGGGCGUCCUCUUCUCAGCCUCUGUUUCAAGAUUUCUCCUCUUGGCCGCAGCCUAGGCAGCCUCUAGGGUUUGGGACGUCAUUUCAAGAUUUCUCCUCUUGGCAGGGGUUUGGGACGUCAUCUUCUCAGCCUCUGUUUCAAGAUUUCUCCUGGACGUCAUCUCAAGAUUUCUCCUCUUGGCCGCAGCAGCCUCUUCAAGAUUUCUCCUCUUGGCUGCAGCCUCUAGGGUUUCUAGGGUUUCAAGACUCCUCCUCUUGGCCGCAGCCUCUAGGAUUUGGGACUGGGACGUCCUCUUCUCAGCCUCUUUUCUUUCAAGAUUCAUCCGCUUCCUCCUCUGGGCAGCCAUUUCAAGAUUUAGGGGCUUCCUCCUCUGGGCAGCCAUUUCAAGAUUUAGGGGCUUCCUCAUCUGGGCAGCCAUUUCAAGAUUCAUCUGGGCAGCCAUUUCAAGAUUCUCUGCAGCAUCAUGGGGCUUCCUCUGGGCAGCCUUUUCAAGAUUCAUUUCCUCUGCAGCUGCCGUUUCAAGGGGCUUCCUCCUCUGGGCAGCCAUUUCAAGAUUCAUCUGGGCAGCCAUUUCAAGAUUCAUCUGGGCAGCCAUUUCAAGAUUCUCUGCAGCAGCAUGGGGCUUCCUCUGGGCAGCCAUUUCAAGAUUCAUUUCCUCUGCAGCAGCCGUUUCAAGGGGCUUCCUCCUCUCGGCAGCCGUUUCAAGGGGCUUCCUCCUCUCGGCAGCCAUUUCAAGGGGCUUCCUCCUCUCGGCAGCCUAUAGGUAAUCUUGAUUCCUCCUCUUGGCAGCCUAUAGAUAAUCUUGAAGACGAGUUUGGAGGAAUUGAUUUCGGGAUACAGUUUGGAUUUCCCUUAAGAUUUGAUUUUGAUGCUCAUGUUCCUGAAGCCCCACAUGAUGAUAUUAUAUCUAGUCUUGAGCCCUUCCCUAUAGUUGACGAUAUUGUUGUGCUAAAUGAUCCUCGGCCACUGCUGAUGGAACCGCGUCCCUCUCCGACGCAGACUGUGGAGCCACAGUCCUGUCCUGCGUCUCAGCAUGAGCAGCCGUUUCAAGGGGCUUCCUCCUCUCGGCAGCCGUUUCAAGGGGCUUCCUCCUCUCGGCAGCCAUUUCAAGGGGCUUCCUCCUCUCGGCAGCCUAUAGGUAAUCUUGAUUCCUCCUCUUGGCAGCCUAUAGAUAACCUUGAAGACGAGUUUGGAGGAAUUGAUUUCGGGAUACAGUUUGGAUUUCCCUUAAGAUUUGAUUUUGAUGCUCAUGUUCCUGAAGCCCCACAUGAUGAUAUUAUAUCUAGUCUUGAGCCCUUCCCUAUAUUUGACGAUAUUGUUGUGCUAAAUGAUCCUCGGCCACUGCCGAUGGAACCGCGUCCCUCUCCGACGCAGACUGUGGAGCCACAGUCCUGUCCUGCGUCUCAGCAUGAGGAGCCAGAGUCCUCUCCUGCGUCUCACCACGAGGAGCCACACUCCUGUCCUGCGUCUCAGCACGUGGAGCCACAGUCCUCUCCUGUGUCUCAUCACGAGGAGCCACAGCCCUCUCCUACGUCUCAGCACGAGGAGCCACAGUACUCUCCUGCGUCUCAGCACGGGGAGCAACACUCUGUGUUUCAGCACGAGGUGUCACGGGCCUCUUCUCCAUCACAGCCUGUGGAGCUACGUGCCUCUUCUUCAUCACAGCCCGAGGACCGACGCGCCUCACAGCUAUCUCUGAUUCGCCGCAAUCCUAUAUGGCCGCUGCUGGAGUUGACACUGCUGGUCCACCGUUGUGCGAAGCGGGCCAGGGAUGUGUUGGACUGGUGUGUCGGGGUGAACAAGCGUCAGAAGCCCGACCCUUGAUGCUCUCUUUUGAAGACAAUUUUGAUGUAUCGGCAGUAGCAUUUUAUUACUAGCUUGUAAUUGAAUUUGCUCGAUGAAAUUGUAAAGUCUAUAUCCCAAAUUUCACUUUUGAGUUCAUUGAUAUAAUAGUGCUUUCUUGUUUCAUUA
Messenger RNA from Salvia splendens (bonfire salvia), 2826 nucleotides. RefSeq names its product actin cytoskeleton-regulatory complex protein SLA1-like. The coding region runs from base 532 to 2679 and encodes 715 amino acids. The transcript is spliced from 2 exons. NCBI's taxonomy places the organism in Eukaryota, Viridiplantae, Streptophyta, Magnoliopsida, Lamiales, Lamiaceae. The record is from RefSeq and is a predicted model, not a curated record.